AUUCCACACACCCCCAGUUGCACCCAACAAGGAGCCCCCCAGGGGUGUUGGAGGAAGUUGUCGCCGAUUGUGCAGGAGACUGGGGGUCCCUAGUGACACCCCCUUCCUUAUCGCUAAGGAUCUGCCGUCAAGGAGUCGCAGCAGCAGCACAUUUGUGUAAUUGUCACAGACAUGCCGGGCAACCCCUUUACUCCCCAAUUCUUCUGCUCCCCCUUCCAACAAACUCAGCGCCCCCCUCACCCCCAAGCUCAUUUGCUUUGAUCCGGCAGCCUAUUCCCGUGCCAGCUAGAAGAAGAAGAAGACAUUGAAUUGCUUUGCAGCUCUGGGAGACCCCCCAAUAUGCGCUUAGUGGGGUUUCCAUUGCCAGCGGAUGUGUCUGUACAGCCCAGCCCUGUGCUUCCCCCUCACUAAUGCCUCUGAUCUGGGAUUCCUCCUGAGCUCCCAAGCCUCUCAUACCCCACCUUCUUUAUUAUUAUUAUUAUUAUUAUUAUUAUUCCCCUAAUUCAACCCCCCCCCCACACACACACUCACCUUCCUUUGGAUAUAUGCUGACUUUGGGGGGGCCUUUAGGAUGUAUGAGAAUGUGGACGUCAGCCCCACUCACUACCACAUGAUGGAUUUCUACAGUCACAACCGACAGUGCCUUUUGCCAGAGAAAAGAAUUAACCCUUACGGGACACCACUUGGGACUCAACACUGGAGCAGUUCCAACCACUCAAUUGAGACUCAGAGCACCAGUUCAGAGGAGAUUGUUCCGAGCCCCCCUUCCCCACCACCGCUCCCCAGAAUCUACAAACCCUGCUUUGUGUGUCAGGACAAGAGUUCAGGGUAUCACUAUGGAGUCAGCGCUUGUGAAGGUUGCAAGGGCUUUUUCCGGCGCAGUAUCCAGAAGAACAUGGUGUAUACGUGUCACAGAGACAAGAAUUGCAUCAUAAAUAAAGUCACGCGCAACCGCUGCCAGUAUUGCCGCUUGCAGAAAUGUUUUGAGGUCGGAAUGUCUAAAGAAUCCGUACGGAACGACCGCAACAAGAAGAAAAAGGAGCCCCCAAAGGUGGACGUGAUGGAGAGUUACGUGCUGAGCCCCGAGACUCAGGAUCUCAUAGAGAAAGUGCGCAAAGCCCACAAGGAGACAUUCCCUGCGCUCUGCCAGCUGGGCAAAUACACUACAAAUUUCAGCUCAGAGGAGCGAGUUUCUCUGGACAUUGAUCUGUGGGACAAGUUCAGUGAACUCUCCACUAAAUGUAUCAUCAAGACGGUGGAAUUUGCCAAACAGCUGCCGGGAUUCACCACUCUGACCAUCGCCGACCAGAUCACCCUCCUGAAAUCCGCUUGCCUGGAUAUUCUUAUCCUGCGAAUUUGCACACGUUACACCCCCGACCAGGACACCAUGACGUUCUCUGACGGACUGACCCUAAACCGCACUCAGAUGCACAACGCGGGCUUCGGACCCCUCACAGACCUGGUGUUCGCCUUCGCUAAUCAGCUGCUGCCGCUAGAGAUGGACGACGCUGAGACCGGUCUACUGAGUGCCAUCUGCCUCAUCUGUGGAGACCGGCAGGACCUGGAGCAGCCAGAUAAAGUGGACAAACUGCAGGAGCCACUUUUGGAAGCGUUGAAGAUCUACGUCAGGAACAGGCGACCCAAAAAGCCACACAUGUUCCCCAAAAUGCUCAUGAAGAUCACAGACCUGAGGAGCAUCAGUGCCAAGGGUGAGUUAGUCACGGAGGGGUCUGUGGCUUCUCUCAUCC
Messenger RNA from Xenopus laevis (African clawed frog), 1748 nucleotides. It is a transcript of the gene rara.L, whose product is annotated as retinoic acid receptor alpha L homeolog. NCBI's taxonomy places the organism in Eukaryota, Metazoa, Chordata, Amphibia, Anura, Pipidae. Gene Ontology annotation, molecular function: sequence-specific DNA binding; DNA-binding transcription factor activity; DNA binding. The record is from RefSeq and is marked provisional. Gene Ontology annotation, biological process: regulation of transcription by RNA polymerase II; cellular response to corticotropin-releasing hormone stimulus; regulation of DNA-templated transcription. Gene Ontology annotation, cellular component: nucleus; transcription regulator complex.